This is a messenger RNA of Vicia villosa (hairy vetch), 1026 nucleotides long. RefSeq lists its product as uncharacterized. Bases 1 to 1026 code for a protein of 341 amino acids. Lineage: Eukaryota; Viridiplantae; Streptophyta; Magnoliopsida; Fabales; Fabaceae. The transcript has a single exon. The record is from RefSeq and is a predicted model, not a curated record.
AUGCAACUUUUUGGUGGUGGGGUUCUUUACAAUAACUCUUCCUCUUCUUUUUGGUGGCGCGACAUGCUAAAGGUUGGUAAUUCUUAUACUUUUCUUAAAGAUCCGUUUGUUGAGUGUUGUAGUUUCAAAGUGGGCAAUGGAUUUAACACUCCGUUUUGGGAGGUUUGUUGGCUUAAUGAUGUAUGUUUGUCGGAGGUUUUCCCGGAACUUUUUGCUAUUUCUUUGUUGAAAAAGGUUUCUGUAGCGGUUAUGAGAGGGUGGAGUGAUGGUAUUUGGAAAUGGGGGGAUUUGGGUAUUUCGGAGGAAGAGGCGGUUGAGGUGGGUUUAUUUUCUAAGUUAUUAGAUUUACGGAAUCUCUUGGAUUCUUUUGAGGGGUGUAAUAUGGAGAAGGAUUUCGUGAGUUGGAAAGUUGAGACGAAUAAGUGUUUUACGGUAUCAUCUUGCUAUAGUCGGUAUGCUUCCCGGCGUAUUCCUUUUGGUCCUAGCAAUAGGAAUGACGAAGUAUUGGAAAAGUUAUGGAAGAUGGAGGUACCUUUCAAAAUCAAGGCCUUUGCUUGGAGACUUUUUGUGAAUAGGCUUCCAACCAAAGAUCUCUUGAAAGUUAGAGGUAUUGCUUUACCUGCUUCUAAUUUAUUAUGUGUUUUUUGUGGGAUACAUUUGGAAGAUAGAGACCAUAUUUUCAUCAAAUGUAAUGUAAUUAAACUUGUUUGGAAAGAUAUUGGUGAGUGGGUGGAUUAUUCGGGUUGGAAGGAGGAAGAUUGCAUUCCGCUUUUUAUGGAAUGGUUUGCCAUGAGUCGUAUGAAAAGAAUUAAAGUAGGCAAAUUGGGGGUGUUAUGGUUGGCCACUUGUUGGAUUAUUUGGUUGACAAGAAAUGGAUUUUGCUUUAAAAAUGAGGUGUGGAAUGUUAAUGAUAUUAUGUGGAAAAUCAAGACUUUGGUGUGGAGACGGUCUUCCUUAGGAGAUAUUACUUAUUCCAAUUGUAACUUUUACGAUUUUUGUAAAGACCCGGUGUCUUUUUUAUCGUGA